AUGUCAAUAAAAAAACUUAUAUAUUUAAUAAUUUUAUUUUAUUUGAUAUCUGAAAUAAAUUGUAGUGAAACCUCAAAUUCACCUAUUAAUAGUAACUUUUAUCUAGGAAUCCCAUAUAUAUUUGAUAAGAGAUGUUUAACGAUUUUUCUUGAAGUAUAUAAUCUUAAUUUUGAGAUAUUUUCUUUAAGUAAGAGAUUUAAUUGGAUUUUAUCUGAACAAGCCAUGUUGAUUAAUGUUGAUUUAUUUUCCAAUCUUAGGAAGAUGUACGCCUAUUUACAUAAAGCAUCUCGAAUCUAUGACACAAUGGCUGAAUUUCAAGAAUUAGGUAUUACAAAUCCUUUUGAAUGUAGUAUUGGUCCACUAAAUAAUCCAGCAAAUAUACUUUUAGAAAGUAAUUCUUAUAUGAUUCAAGCAGAAGUUGAUAGCUUGGAAUGUGCAUGUAGAUGUUUACAAACACAAGUACAAAUAUUAGAAGGAAUAAAAGUGGGAUACUGUAUUUUCAUACUUGAAUUUAUUCUAUUUAUUUCUGAAAGAGCUUGUUUUCUUCUUACAAUUUUAGAAUAUAUAUUGGGUUUUUUACGAAAUAUUCUCUUUUAUCAUUUUGGUAUUGGAGAUGCUAGUUAUAUUAAUACGCAUAAAUUAGGAGUUUUAUUGGAAUUACCUGGUAUUAUACAAGAUGAAUUAUCUGCUAGUGAAGCUAUUUCUACAUUAAUUGAUUAUAUUUUGACAGGAGAGAACUUUGAACAUUAUUCUAAUAUGUAUUAUGAUACUGAUUUAGGUGAAUUCGAAUCUGGAAUAAGUAGAACUCUAUAUUUACAACAUAAUAUGAUGUGUGAAGGAAAACAAAUCGAAAAUCCUUCUAAUUCUGAAGACUCUAAUCUAUUUACUUCUCAGAAAAUGGAUAUGGUACAAAGUAAUGUAGAUUCAAAUGUUAAAGUAGAGUCUCCAGCGAAUAGUGAUGAAGAAAUGAUUAAAAAAAAAGUUAGUUCUGAUUUAAAUAAUCGUAGGGGUCGAAGUCGUAGAACUCGUAGAACUCGUAGAACUCGUAGAGAUCGUAGAGAUCGUAGAGACCGUAUUUCUAGUUCAAGCUCAAGUUCAAGUCCUGGUUCUGUUCCUGGUCAUUAUCCUUAUCCUGAUCCUGAUCCUGGUCCUUGUAGUUCUACUUCUAGUUCAAGUUAUAGUUCAUGUUCAAGUCUUGAUUAUCGUAGUUCUACUUAUAGUUCAAGUUAUAGUCCUAGUAGUCAUAGAAGUAGUAGUUCUAUUUCUAGUUCAAGCCCUAGUCUUAGUCGUCGUAGAAGUUGUAGUUCUAGUUCAAGUUCAAGUUCUAACCCUAGUCGUCGCAGUUCUGGUUCUAGUUCAAGUUCAAGUUCAAAUCCUAGUCUUAGUCGUCGUCGUAGUUCUGGUUCUAGUUCAAGUUCAAGUUCAAGUUCAAAUCCUAGUCUUAGUCGUCGUCGUAGUUCUGGUUUUAGUUCAAGUUCAAGUUCAAAUCCUAGUCUUAGUCGUCGUCGUAGUUCUGGUUUUAGUUCAAGUUCAAGUUCAAAUCCUAGUCUUAGUCGUCGUCGUAGUUCUGGUUCUAGUUCAAGUUCAAGUUCUAGUCUUAGUCGUCGUAGUUCUAAUUCUAGUUCAAGUCCUAGCUGUCAUAGAAGUUACAGUUCAAGUUCAAGUUCAGGCUCAAGUUCUAGUCAUCGUAGAAGUCAUAGUUCUAGUUCUAGUCAUCGCAGAAGUCGUAGUUCUAGUUCUAGUUCUAAUUCUAGUUCAAAUCCAAGUUUUGACCCUAUUUGUCGUGGCUAUAGUUAA
This is a messenger RNA of Cryptosporidium muris RN66, 1797 nucleotides long. RefSeq lists its product as uncharacterized. The record is from RefSeq and is a predicted model, not a curated record. The transcript has a single exon. Lineage: Eukaryota; Apicomplexa; Conoidasida; Eucoccidiorida; Cryptosporidiidae. Bases 1 to 1797 code for a protein of 598 amino acids.